This is a messenger RNA of Rotaria sp. Silwood1, 1560 nucleotides long. The record is from the annotation of a GenBank genome assembly. Lineage: Eukaryota; Metazoa; Rotifera; Eurotatoria; Philodinida; Philodinidae.
AUGAGUGGCUAUCCGUAUGGAAAUCCAGGCGGUGGUUAUCCACCCCAAUAUGGUUCAGGUAAUACUGGUUAUCCGAACUAUCCACCAAAUAGUGGUUUUCAAUCACAACCACCAAUGCCUUCAUAUAAUGAUAAUCAAUCAUGUGCAUCUCUCUAUGGUACACCAGCUCCUAUGCCAAAUAAUAUUAAUUAUCCAUCAGGACCCUAUGAUUCUUAUGGUGGAAAUCAGAUGCCAAAUGCACCUUAUAGUAUGGGUGGUGGUAGCAACUAUCCACCACCACCAGCAGUUGGAGGACAACCGCCGCCACCUAUGUACAAUCAACCUCCACAACAGUUUGCAGGUUAUGGAAAUCCACAAUAUCAACAACCUCCACAACAAUACGGAGGAUUUGACAAUUCACAAUAUCAAACACCUUAUCCUCCACAACCUCCACAACCUCCAAUGCCUUCGUCUGGUGGAAUGUAUCCAAACGUACCAGGGCCAACAAGUUAUGGUGGAGGAGUACCACCUUCUUCAUAUCAACAAUCAGGAUUCUAUCCACAAGAACAACAAUCAAUUCUACUUGCUAGUUUAGAACAAUAUCAAGGCACAGUUUUUCCAAUACCAAAUUUUAAUGCUGAAGCUGACUGUCAUGCACUUAGUAAUGCUAUGAAAGGAGCAGGUACAAAUGAACGUGCAUUGAUCGAUAUUAUUGCCAAUCGAUCAAAUUUUCAACGUCAACAAAUAAAACUUCAUUAUAAAACAAUGUUUGGUGUUGACUUAGUUAAACAAAUUGGUGGUGAAUUAAGUGGUCAUUUUAAAGAAACUAUUACUGCUUUAUUUGAUGCACCUGCAAAUUAUGAAGCAUGGUCAUUACAUGAAGCUUUUGGCUUAGGAAAAGAAGGAACUUUACGAGAAAUUUUACUUACAAGAACUAAUAGUGAAAUUCGUGCUAUUGUUGAUGCAUACAAACGAAUGUACAAUAAAGAUCUUGAACAUGACAUUAGUCAUCGUGUACGAGGAACAGACUUUAAACGUCUGCUUGUUUCUGCUGUACAGGGUAAUCGUGAAGAAUUAAAUCCACAACAAAUUCAACAAGCUCGUCAGGCCGGUAUUGAAAGUGUAAUUGAUCGUAAUCGUGCUCGUCAAGAUGCUGAUGAUUUAUAUAAAGCUGGUGCUGGUAAAUGGGGUACAGAUGAAAAAACAUUUAAUGCUAUAUUUUCUCGACGUAGUUAUUAUCAACUUCGUGCUACAUUUGAAGAAUAUCAAAGAAAACAUGGAAAAGAUAUUGCACAAGUCAUACGAUCAGAAUUUUCUGGUGAUACACAAGAUGCUUAUCUUGUUUUAAUAUCAUGUAUACGUGAUCGACCAACAUUUUUUGCUGAACGUUUACAUAAAGCAAUAGCUGGCUUAGGUACAAGAGAUUCAACACUUAUUCGUGUUAUUGUUUCUCGUUCAGAAAUUGAUCUUGCACAAAUUAAACAACGAUAUCAACAAUUGCAUAAUCGUCCAUUAGCUCAAGCUGUUGGAGGUGAUACAUCAGGAGAUUAUAAAAGAAUUCUUUUAGCAAUUAUAAAAUGA